This is a messenger RNA of Lachancea lanzarotensis, 1413 nucleotides long. It is a transcript of the gene CDC7, whose product is annotated as LALA0S01e01398g1_1. The transcript has a single exon. The record is from RefSeq and is a predicted model, not a curated record. Gene Ontology annotation, cellular component: nucleus. NCBI's taxonomy places the organism in Eukaryota, Fungi, Ascomycota, Saccharomycetes, Saccharomycetales, Saccharomycetaceae. The coding region runs from base 1 to 1413 and encodes 470 amino acids. Gene Ontology annotation, molecular function: ATP binding; protein serine/threonine kinase activity. Gene Ontology annotation, biological process: protein phosphorylation; mitotic DNA damage checkpoint signaling.
AUGGGAGAAGUUCCUCCGGAUGUUGUGGAAGAAAUGCGUGAACUUUCAGACAGUGUGCCCGGUUUGAAAACGCGAUACAAACUGCUGGACAAGAUCGGCGAAGGAACGUUUUCUUCAGUGUACAAGGCCGAAGACUUGACGGGGAAAGUGGUCAAGAGGUUUUCGCGCCAUUUCUGGGAUAUUUCUAGCCGGCAGGAUAAACGAUAUGUGGCCUUAAAAUGGAUUUACGUUACCUCAUCGCCCACUCGAAUUUACAACGAACUGAACCUUUUGUACAUGUUGUGUGGAUCUACACGGGUAGCUCCGCUGUGCGAUGCACUGCGACACCAGGACCAAGUUGUAGCUAUUUUGCCAUGGUAUCGACACGAAGAAUUUCGGAAUUUCUAUCGCGACUUACCGAUAAAAGGCAUAAAGAAAUACAUGUCAGAACUGUUACAAGCCUUAAGUUUCGUGCAUUCCAAGGGAAUCAUUCAUCGUGACAUUAAGCCUACAAAUUUCCUGUACAAUCCGCAAAUAGGUUGUGGCGUCCUCGUGGAUUUUGGUCUGGCUGAGAUGGAAAACAACACCAUACGCGAUACGCGAAAUUCCAAAGAUUCACGCUCAUUGGAAAAUUACUGUCCCUGCGACGUAAGUGAAACUCAUGGUACCGCCGGGUCGCAGCCUGCAUUCCCAAAGAGUAAACAUCCAGUUGUCACACCUACCACUACCCCCACGUUAGUGGAUUUGACCAAAGGGUACCCCAAGUACGAAACACGUCGCAAUAAACGCGCCAAUCGAGCUGGUACUCGAGGCUUUCGUGCUCCAGAAGUGCUGAUGAAGUGCCCUAAUCAAUCUACCAAGAUAGAUAUAUGGUCAGUGGGUGUUAUACUACUAAGCUUCCUCGGAAGACGUUUCCCCAUGUUCCAGAGUCUCGACGACACAGAUUCUUUGCUAGAGUUGUGCUGUAUAUUUGGAACCAGCAAGAUGAAGAAAUGUGCCGCGUUGCAUGGGCUAGGAUUCAGUGUUAGUGGACUCGAAGGCAUAAGUGAAGAGGGUUACAAAGGAGGUUUAGCGGAUUUUAUUCAAGAACUUCUACACGCGGAAGUCGAAGCAGGAACUUUUCCCAGCUAUUCUGUUGCAUUUGAAACGUACGAGUAUUUGGUGAGCAGGUCAUCGGGGGAAAAUAUCGCUCCUUCGCUCCGACGUCAAAGUCCAGAUUUAAUGGCCGACCACGAGCUCAAAAAAUACCAUGACGAAGUCUGGAGUGAUCAUUACUGGUGUUUAGAAGUUUUGGAUCAGUGUUUGACACUUGAUCCUCAUAAGAGAAGUACUGCUGACGAGCUGCUUUCAUCUACUUUCUUCAGCGAGCUUGUGGAUUCAGACGUCACGGAAGAGAAUGAAGAUGAAGACGAUGUUCUAAUAAUCGACAAGUAA